AUGGGCGCCGACGGUGGAAGCAUCCCAGACCGACGCGACCUCGUCAAGACGCGUGGCAAGGCCGCCACGGCCGACAAAGCUGUUUCGCGCGAGCGUUUCUUCUACUGUGCCCUCAGCAAGAAACGGCUGGCCAAGCCAGUAGUCGCCGACCCUCUUGGCAAGCUGUACAACAAGGACGCGGCGAUCGAGUACCUCCUCGACAAGAGUGCUUACGGCGACGGCGAACAGAUCUGCCCGUACAUCAAUGGUGUCAAGGAUCUUCUCACGUUGAAUGCGCAGCCGAAUCCGGACGAGGGCGAGGGCAAGGCGCCCUUCGUGUGCUGGUUGUCGCUCAAGGAGAUGAACGGCGCUGUGCCCUUCAUUGCUCUCCGGCACUGCGGCUGCGUGUUCGCCGACGGCGCGCUGCGCGCCGUUCUCCCCAACCUCGCCAAGAUUGGUGAGACGGCUGAGGAACCCUCCCAAGUCGCCUGCCCAAACUGCACGAAGACUUUCGACCCCACCUCGUCAUCAGCCGUGCUUCCGAUCUAUCCCACGCAGGAGGUGCAGGACGUGCUCCUCACGGCGCUAUUUGCAGCGCGCGCCGUCGCCAAGGCCAACAAGAAACGCAAGAAUGGCAAGGACAAGGAGAAGAAGGAGGACAAGGGGGAACGCGCAACAAAAGUCGCCAAGCUCAAGAAUGAUCGUUCGGCAUCCGGCUCACCCGCGCCAGCGGCUGCCAACUCGUCCCUCACAUCGAGUGUGCGCGCCCAGCUUGCCGAGCAAGAGAAGAAGCGGUUGGCGGCGCAGGCGGGGAUGAGCGACGCCGUCAAGGCCAUGUUCCACAACGGUGAUACGGGCAAGAAGGGCGACGUUGCGGAUUUCUUUGGACGCACGUACAACCGCUACGCGACGUCUUAG
Messenger RNA from Cutaneotrichosporon cavernicola, 897 nucleotides. RefSeq lists its product as uncharacterized. The record is from RefSeq and is a predicted model, not a curated record. The transcript is spliced from 3 exons. The coding region runs from base 1 to 897 and encodes 298 amino acids. NCBI's taxonomy places the organism in Eukaryota, Fungi, Basidiomycota, Tremellomycetes, Trichosporonales, Trichosporonaceae. Gene Ontology annotation, biological process: site-specific DNA replication termination at RTS1 barrier; mitotic DNA replication termination. Gene Ontology annotation, cellular component: nucleus.